This is a messenger RNA of Drosophila navojoa, 800 nucleotides long. RefSeq names its product Adrenodoxin-like protein 1, mitochondrial Ferredoxin 1 (gene Fdx1). Lineage: Eukaryota; Metazoa; Arthropoda; Insecta; Diptera; Drosophilidae. Gene Ontology annotation, biological process: P450-containing electron transport chain. Gene Ontology annotation, molecular function: electron transfer activity; 2 iron, 2 sulfur cluster binding. Gene Ontology annotation, cellular component: mitochondrion. The record is from RefSeq and is a predicted model, not a curated record.
AACGCCAUAAAUCAAAUUAGUUUCUACGUCUUUAACAACUUAAAAAUGGUGUUAAAACUGCCAAUAAUAGCUAAAAUUCUUGGGUGACCACAGCUACACAUAUGUAAUUCGUAACCUACAAAAUGUUUUGUUUACUUUUGCGCCAAACGCGUAAUAUCCGUAAAUUAGUUUUAAAGCAAGUUUUAAAUUCACACGUUUAUACAUUCAGCAAUGCGUUGCAUACAACAAGACUGCUGCGACACGGCGAAUAUGAAUGGAAAGAGCCCAAAUCGCCGGACGAAAUCGUCAAUAUAACAUACGUUGACAAGGACGGAAAACGCACCAAGGUGCAGGGAAAGGUGGGCGACAACGUUCUCUACCUUGCGCACCGGUACGGUAUUGAGAUGGAGGGCGCCUGUGAGGCAUCUCUAGCCUGCACAACGUGCCAUGUGUACGUGAAAAACGACUAUCUCGAAAAGCUGAACGAGGCAGACGAAAAGGAGGAUGACCUGCUGGACAUGGCGCCCUUUCUGCGAGAGAACUCUCGUCUCGGCUGUCAAAUAGUACUCGAAAAGAGCAUGGAAGGCAUGGAGCUGGAGCUGCCCAAGGCAACACGUAAUUUCUACGUCGAUGGGCACAAGCCGAAGCCACAUUAGAUGAAAGUUGUUUAUUACCGUUAUCGUAUAUCGAGAGAGUUAAAUAAAAGAAUAUAUUGAAUAGUUUUCUCGUCCCCAAUUUGUAUAUAUUUCGUUAAGUUUGUAAACAAUGGAUUCUGCUUCGAGUUUUGUUUCAUCUGGCAAAUUAAACUAAAAAUUUUGUAA